GGAAACUUGGAGAAGUAGUGUUAGGGUUAAUCACGCAGCCAACCGGGUCGAAUAUCUCCGGAACAUUCCGAUCCAUCGGUGUUGAGUUGUGCACUUCUCUUCUAACUCUAUAUUUCACCAUCUCUGCAACACAACACAACCCUUAUUAUAUACUUUAGAAAAUUUCGAUAGGUAGUUAGAAUCAUAUAUAAACACACAAACAUUAAUCAUCAAUUUUUCAUUAUUAUUAAUCAAUUAAUUAAUCACACGGUUGCCGGAUAAAUCAAUCAUCUCUGCAUCGCCGCCGUAACUGAUUUUCGAUGGAUAAUCAACCGAAUCAAAAUCAAGCUCAACCACCACGUGACGAAGAAGAAGACGAAGAUUCAUCGAGGAUGGAAGAUGAAGAGUUAAUUUCAAAGGUUAACAAACUCAUGGAUAAAAUCACUUCCUCUCCCGAUAACCCUAAACCUAAUGUUCUUCACGCUCUUGCCACCAUUCUUGAAACUCAAGAGUCCAACUACAUGGAUGAGAAUGCUCAUUCAUCUUCAACCAAUGCUCGUGCUGCCCAUAACAUUGGACGCCUUGGGAGUAUAAUUCGGGAAAACGAUGAUUUCUUUGAGUUAAUAUCUUUGAAGUUUCUCUCCGAAAAUGGAUACUCCACCGCAGUUCGAGCUGCUUCUGUCAGACUACUCUUGUGCUGUUCUCUAACUUGGAUUUAUCCCCAUGUUUUUGAAGAACCGGUCCUUGAGAACUUAAACAAUUGGGCGACGGAGGAUAGUAGUAGGUCGGCGGCGGAGGAGCAAAACCUGAAGCGUGAUCCGGUGGGAAAAGAUGCCUCGGAUUCAGAAAUGUUGAAAGCAUAUUCUACUGGACUCCUUGCCGUGUGUUUGGUUGGUGGAGGUCAAAUAGUGGAAGAUGUAUUGACAUCUGGCUUGUCAGCUAAGCUCAUGCGAUAUCUUCGUUUGUGCGUGCUGGGUGAGACUAGUGGCAGCCAGAAAGAUAGUAGUCAUUUAUCGGAGAACAAACAUUCAUCUGGGAAUACUUCAGUGAGAGGUAGAGAUGAUAGUCGUGGAAGGUUUCGCCAGCUCCUGGAAUCAAGUCAUGUAGAUGAUACAAGGAUGAUUGAAGAGGGAUCUUUUGAUGACCAAGCUCCUGAACGGGGUCAGGAUAGCGGACAAGCUUGCCAAGAAGAUCCUUGGAUAGAUGGUGAACCACCUGAUGGACUCAGCGAGGGUGCUGAUGUCUGCGAGGCUGAUUCCGAGGGGGAAGAGAGAUGGCGCUGUAAAGAUAUUCGUGAUGGAAGGAUAAAAUAUGGUGACCAUGAAGACAAUGCUAGAGACGAAUCUUCUAGGCGGCGUACUAACCGUGGAUGGGGAAGAUCUAGGGGGAAAGGAAGGGUCAAUGAAGGGCCAGUAGACAGUGAACCUGUUCUGUCAUCUGCUGGUUCCGCCAGUCGCCUAGGACAGGGGCGGAGUGUUAGAGAUAGGAGCUCGUUGAGGAAUGGUGACGUUAAGCGGGUGCCUGAUUCUAAGAAGACUCUUACGAGUUCUAUUUCCGAGGCUUUGAUUUCUGAAAGAGAGGAUAAUGAUGAUUGUUUCCAAGAGUGUCGUAUUGGAAGUAAAGAUAUCUCCGAUCUUGUUCGGAAAGCAGUCCAAGCUGCUGAAGCUGAAGCCAGGUCAGCCAAUGCACCUGAAGAAGCCGUCAAAGCAGCUGGUGAUGCUGCUGCUGACCUUGUUAAAACUGCAGCUUCAGAGGAAUAUAAAUCCACCAAUGAUGAAGAAGCAUCUGUUUUGGCUGCUUCGAGAGCUGCAUCAACUGUUAUUGAUGCUGCAUCUGCUGUUGAAGUUUCAAGGAGAUCUGUCUGCAUCAAUACCGAGACAGAGAAUGUUACUAGCAGAGAAACAGAAUCCAUUGAGGAUGUUGAAGAUUAUUUCCUCCCAGACACUCGAACACUUACACAAUUGAGGGAAAAAUAUUGCAUUCAGUGUCUUGCAUUACUUGGAGAAUACGUUGAAGUUCUUGGACCUGUAUUGCACGAGAAGGGUGUUGAUGUUUGUCUUGGACUUCUGCAGCAAAAUUCUAAACAUCACGAGCCGUCCAAGGUUGCUUUCGUGUUGCCCGAUGUCAUGAAGCUGAUAUGCGCUUUGGCUGCCCAUAGGAAAUUUGCUGCACUAUUUGUGGACCGUGGGGGAAUGCAAAAGCUUCUUGCUGUCCCUAGAACGGCCCAAACAUUCUUUGGCCUUUCUUCGUGUUUAUUUACCAUCGGUUCCCUUCAGGGGAUAAUGGAACGGGUUUGUGCUCUUCCAUCUGAUGUGAUUUAUCAUGUGGUUGAGUUGGCUCUCCAACUCAUCGAGUGCAAUCAAGACCUAGCCCGGAAGAAUGCAGCAUUGUUUUUUGCUGCCGCAUUUGUCUUUAGAGCAGUUCUCGAUGCUUUUGACUCUCAGGAUGGUUUACAGAAAUUACUGGGCCUUCUCAAUGAUGCUGCUUCCAUAAGAUCAGGAGUAACUUCUGGAGCCUUGGGCUCGUCUAACUCAGGAUCACUUCGAAAUGAUAGAACAUCAUCUGCUGAAGUGCUGACCUCAUCUGAGAAGCAGGUAGCCUAUCACACUUGUGUUGCUCUGCGGCAAUAUUUCAGAGCACACCUCCUAGUAUUAAUAGAUUCUAUCCGUCCAAACAAAAGCAAUCGUAGUUCUGCUAGAAAUAUUCCAAGCACAAGGGCUGCUUACAAGCCACUAGAUAUUAGUAACGAGGCAAUGGAUGCAGUAUUCUUACAAUUACAAAAAGAUCGGAAGCUAGGUCCGGCAUUUGUCAGAACAGGUUGGCGAGAAGUGGAGAAAUUCUUGGCAUCUAAUGGGCAUAUUACUAUGCUGGAAUUAUGUCAGGCCCCACCCGUGGAGCGAUAUCUACAUGAUUUGCUUCAGUAUGCAUUAGGGGUUUUGCAAAUUGUUACAUUGGUACCUAGCAGUCGUAAAAUGAUUGUAAAUGCAACAUUAAGCACCAAUCGUGCUGGUAUAUCUGUAAUUUUGGAUGCAGCAAAUAUUGCCAGUAGUCACGUUGACCCCGAGAUAAUUCAACCAGCAUUAAAUGUUUUAGUCAACCUUGUUUGCCCUCCUCCUUCAAUCAGCAAUAAACCACCUGCAGUGUCACAAGGCCAGCAGUUCCCGUCUUCACAAGCCUCUAAUGGUGCUCUAGAGACUAGAGACAGAAAUGCCGAACGUAAUAUCACAGAUCCUAGGGAGAGGAAUGGAGAGUCCAGUGCUGUAGAUCGAGGAACUGCUGCAGCACUGACUACACAAUCUGUGAAUACUACUCCUCAAACUCCCGUUCCCUCUGCAAGUUCAGGCUUGGUUGGUGACCGAAGAAUAUCUUUGGGUGCAGGAGCACGCUGUGCCGGCCUUGCUACACAGUUGGAACAAGGAUAUCAUCAGGCAAGAGAGGCUGUCCGUAAUAAUAAUGGUAUAAAGGUUCUUCUGCAUCUCCUCCAACCGCGUAUAUAUUCACCUCCAGCUGCCCUGGACUGUCUCCGUGCUCUAGCUUGUCGGGUACUGCUUGGAUUAGCCAGAGAUGAUACUAUUGCACAUAUAUUGACAAAACUUCAGGUUGGGAAAAGACUGUCAGAACUAAUCCGGGAUUCAGGCAGCACAACACUUGGAACAGAACAGGGUAGGUGGCAAGCUGAACUAUCCCAGGCUGCAAUUGAGCUAAUUGGGAUUGUCGCUAAUUUAGGGCGUGCAAGUACAUUAGUUGCUAGUGAUGCAGCUACUCCUGCAUUAAGGCGCAUUGAAAGGGCUGCCAUAGCUGCUGCCACUCCUAUUACUUACCCUUCAAGGGAACUCUUGCUCUUAAUUCAUGAACACUUGCAGGCAUCUGGAUUGGGACAAACUGCUUCUUUAUUGCUUAAAGAGGCUCAGUUAACUUCUUUGCCGUCAUUACUUGCUCCAUCUUCCCUUGCACAACAACCCACAACACAGGAAGUUUCUUCAACACAAAUUCAGUGGCCUUCGGGUCGUACUCCUAGUGGAUUUCUCACCAGUAAACUGAAGUAUAAUUCAAAGAAUGAGGAUGCUUGCUUGAAAAGUGAUGCUGGCUCUGCAAGGAAAAAGUCGCUAACUUUCUCGUCGUCUUUUGGUUCUCAUACAAGACACCAAGUUAUCGACUCUCGGCAUUCAUCAACCAGAAAAUGGUUACGUGCUGGGAAAGAGUCUUCAGAAACUAGUACAGUAGAGAAUCCAUCUGAAUCUUCAGUAAAACAUAACACUGAAACUGGAUCUCAGUUCAAGACUCCAAUCACCUUGCCGACCAAACGAAAGUUAUCGGAUCUAAAGGACAUACCAAUGUUUUCAUCAUCUGCAAAGCGACUAAAUGUCGGGGAUCAGGGACUUCGUUCUCCUAUUUGCUCGAGUUCAGUUCGUAAAAGCAGCCUGCAUACUGAUGCUGUUGGGCUUUUCACACCAACUGGUAAUCUGAGGAGUCAGCAAGGCCGUUGUACAGCUGACUAUGUGGAUGACAAUCAGUACUGCAUCUCAAAUCUAGGUCAGAUGACACCAUCCUCCCAAGUAGUGAAUGACCUUCAGCUGAACAACCCUGAGCGUGUGACACUGGAUUCUCUAGUGGUUCAGUAUCUGAAACAUCAGCAUCGCCAAUGCCCAGCCCCCAUUACCACCCUUCCUCCAAUAUCUCUUCUGCACCCACAUGUUUGUCCGGAACCUAAGCGAAGCCUCGAUGCCCCCUCUAAUGUGACUGCUCGGCUUGGUACCCGUGAAUUUAAGUUUAUGUAUGGUGGAGUACAUGGUAAUCGCAAGGAUCGUCAAUUUGUUUUUAGCCGGUUUAGGCCAUGGCGCACUUAUCGGGACGAUGCGGGUGCAUUAUUAACAUGCAUUACUUUUGUUGGAGACUCCUCGCAUAUUGCUGUUGGUAGCCAUACUGGAGAACUCAAAUUUUUUGAUUCAAACAACAAUAAUGUGGUAGAGAGCUUCACUGGCCACGAUGCUCCCUUGACCCUUGUUCAAUCUUUUGUUUCUGGUGAGACCCAAUUGUUGCUUUCUUCGUCCUCUAAAGAUGUUAAGAUGUGGGAUGCAACAUCAAUAUUAGCUGGUCCCACCCGAUCAUUUGAAGGGUGCAAGGCUGCCAGGUUUAGUAAUUCCGGGAAAACAUUUGCUGCCUUGUCUUCAGAAUCUACUGCACGGGAAAUCCUUUUAUAUGAUAUCCAGGAAGGCAAGUUAGAAGCAACCUUGUCAGAUACAUUCACUACUUCUACAGGGCGGGGUCAUGCUUAUUCUUCAAUCCACUUUAGCCCUGCCGAUUCAAUGCUGCUUUGGAAUGGUGUCUUAUGGGACCCGCGAGUGUCUACGCCUGUUCAUCGCUUUGAUCAGUUCACUGAUUAUGGAGGUGGAGGCUUUCAUCCUGCUGGAAAUGAGGUUAUUAUAAACUCCGAAGUCUGGGAUCUGCGCAAGUUCAGACUUCUACGUAGUGUAGCAUCAUUAGAUCAGACGGCAAUAACAUUCAAUGCUCGUGGAGAUGUUAUGUAUGCAAUCUUAAGGAGAAAUCUUGAGGAUGUAAUGUCAGCAAUGCAUGCACGCCGUGUUAAGCAUCCGCUUUUUUCAGCGUUUCGCACAGUGGAUGCAAUAAAUUAUUCUGACAUUGCUACCAUCCCUGUGGAUCGCUGUGUUCUUGAUUUUGCAACCGAACCAACAGAUUCAUUUGUUGGGUUGAUUACCAUGGAUGAUCAAGGUGAUAUGUAUUCGUCAGCCAGAUCAUAUGAAAUUGGUCGUCGGAGGCCAACUGAUGAUGAUUCUGAUCCUGAUGAUGCUGAAAGCGAGGAAGAAGAUGAAGAUGACGACGAUGACAAUGAAGAUCCUCUUUUAGGCCCUGGUUUUGGUGUGGGAAGCGACAGUGAUGCUGAAGACAUGAGCAGCAAUGAAGAUGAUGAUGAUAGUGUAAGUGAUCCUGAUGAUGAUGACGACGAUGGAGGUUACAUGAUGGACGAUAUAGACUUUGAUGGACACGACAUGUUGGAUAUUGUGACGGAUGGGGAUGAGGACGACGAUGAUGAUAGUCAAGGACUUGAAUCCGAGAGUAGUGAUGACGAUUAUGACUUUGGUGGUUAUUAGUUGUUAAUCUGAGAUGCUGUAAUUAUAAUCUCUUCAUUGUAUUCAUUUUUGGGCGAAAGGUCGCUUUGUUUUCUCAAAAUUUUGCUGUAGUCUUUCACAUUUAACUCUUCCUACUUAUCAGUGGUAUAAAGUCGAGUAACAUAAUUGUAUAUAUUUUUAGGAAACUGCAUUUUUACUGGGCUGCGAAUGCGAUAUGGGGAUGCAACUGUUUUGUUUU
Messenger RNA from Medicago truncatula (barrel medic), 6306 nucleotides. RefSeq names its product DDB1- and CUL4-associated factor homolog 1. The record is from RefSeq and is a predicted model, not a curated record. NCBI's taxonomy places the organism in Eukaryota, Viridiplantae, Streptophyta, Magnoliopsida, Fabales, Fabaceae. The coding region runs from base 300 to 6089 and encodes 1929 amino acids. Gene Ontology annotation, molecular function: protein binding. Gene Ontology annotation, cellular component: Cul4-RING E3 ubiquitin ligase complex; nucleus. Gene Ontology annotation, biological process: protein ubiquitination. The transcript is spliced from 14 exons.